Messenger RNA from Coregonus sp. 'balchen', 11393 nucleotides. NCBI's taxonomy places the organism in Eukaryota, Metazoa, Chordata, Actinopteri, Salmoniformes, Salmonidae. The record is from the annotation of a GenBank genome assembly.
GUUUCUUAAAAAGGUUACAGACAGAAAGCUUGGGUUUUUCAGAGUUGAGGAUACACUUGAUAUGCACAUGUCAAAGAGCCAAGGGGAUAUCCAACAAAGGGGACAGGAUAUUGAUACCUCAGUCAUAACAGGAAAGGAGAGCAAGACCAACCUGACGGUGGAUAGAAUGGAGAGUGUUGACAUUGAAUUCUGGUAUUUCUCUUCUCUGUAUACAAUGGUUACAGCCCUAUACAUUGGGGCAAUUAUAACUAAGGCGAGAGGGAGUCAUGAUAGGGAAUACUGGACCUUUGCACUUUUGGCUCUUGGGGGGCCUCUGUGCUUUUUGGCCCUUCCAGGUUACCGCAGUCUGCUCUUUCUGACCUGCAGCCUCUGGUUGUGCUAUGUAGUUCUGGGCAGACGAGUGGACAUGCUGACGAUGCAGGGAAGAGCUGUGCUGAUUACAGGUAGGUGAUGCGGAUAUACGGGUGCCAUACACUGACAUUAUCAUACCAACCGCUGUCAACAAAAAUUGACUGAUACUUCCUAUUCAUAACAUAGUCAAGACGUGAGGCCCCUUAAAUCUUCUGUACAAUCUUAUUGAAUGUGGUUUCAAUACUGCUGUGAGUGCUUUGGGUACUCAUGAAUGAAGUACACGUGAACAUUGGUACAGUGUGUCAACUGGUGUCCAAUUUAUUUGUUUCUCUCCAACGUGAACAGGUUGUGAUACAGGUUUUGGUCAUGCCCUAGCGAGAAGGCUUACUGACUUGGGAGUGACUGUGUUUGCUGGGGUUCUGGAUGAGACCAGCCCAGGAGCAGUGGAGCUGAAGAGACUGGGGUCUGAGGGGCUACAAGUCGUUCAGCUGGAUGUGACAGACGCUGGGCAGAUAAAGCGGGCUCACCACUACAUCUGCACUCAGGUUGGGGAGGCAGGUAACGUGUCGUUCACUAUAAGAACUAUAAGGCGCAUUUCCACUGAGGAUUUACCCCAGUGUUUAACCCAAAAGGCUGACUUUUCUGUUUCCAUCUAUGCGGACCGGCACCUGUGUCUCACUGGGCCAUGGUUCCGGCGGACUGGCUCUGACGUAGAGCCAAGGCAACGCCCUGGGUACUUUUCAGUUUAUUAGGUACACCACCCAGUUCACGAAAAUGGCUAGCUCCUACAGACAGUGAGUCAAGUGGCUGUGGCUUGCUAGAUAAAGCAGGCAGACAGGCAGAGACAUUCAGUUACGGUUUGAUUGAACGUUAAAAUGGGCAAAACGAGUGACCUAAGCGACUUUGAGCGUGGUAUGAUCGUCGGUGCCAGGCACCCAGGUUCCAGUAUCUCAAACGACCAGCCUCCUGGGCUUUUCACGCAGAAAGAGUUAAUACAAUAUUUACCAAAUAAACUAAAGGGGAAAAAAACGAAAAGUAACACAAUAACGAGGCUAUAAAUAGGGGGGUACCGGUACCGAGUCAAUGUGCGGGGGUACAGGUUAGUCAAGGUAAUUUGUACAUGUAGGUAGGGGUAAAGUGACUAUGCAUAGAUAAUAGACAGCGGGUAGCAGCAGUGUAAAAACAAAUGGGGGGGGGGGUCAAUGUAAAUAGUCCGGGGGGUCAAUUGAUUAAUUGUUCAGCAGUCUUAUGGCUUGGGGGUAGAAGCUGUUAAGGAGCCUUUUGGUCCUAGACUUGGCGCUCCGGUAGAUCUUGCCGUGCGGUAGCAGAGAGAACAGUCUAUGACUUGGGUGACUGGAGUCUUUGACAAUUUUUUGGGCUUUCCUCUGACACUGCCUAGUAAAUAGGUCCUGGAUGGCAGGAAGCUUGGCCCCAGUGAUGUACUGGGCCGUACGCACUACCCUCUGUAGCGCCUUACGGUCAGAUGCCGAGCAGUUGCCAUACCAGGCGAUGAUGCAACCGGUCAGGAUGCUCUCGAUGGUGCAACUGUAGAACUUUGUGAGGAUCUGGGGACCCAUGCCAAAUCUUUUCAGUCUCCUGAGGGGGAAGGUGUUGUCGUGCUCUCUUCACGACUGUCUUGGUGUGUUUGGACCAUGAUAGUUUGUUGGUGAUGUGGACACCAAGGAACUUGAAACUCUCGACCCGCUCCACUACAGCGCUGUCGAUGUUAAUGGGGACCUGUUCGGCCCGCCUUUUCAUGUAGUCCACGAUCAGCUCCUUUGUCUUGCUCAAAUUGAGGGAGAGGUUGUUGUCCUGGCACCACACUGCCAGGUCUCUGACCUCCUCCCUAUAGGCUGUCUCAUCGUUGUCGGUGAUCAGGCCUACCACUGUUGUGUCGUCAGCAAACUUAAUGAUGGUGUUUGGCCACGCAGUCGUGAGUGAGAAGGGAGUACAGGAGGGGACUAAGCACGCACCCCUGAGGGGCCCCAGUGUUGAGGAUCAGCGUGGCAGACAUGUUGUUGCCUACCCUUACCACCUGGGGGCAGCCCGUCAGGAAGUCCAGGAUCCAGUUGCAGAGGGAGGUGUUUAGUCCCAGGGUCCUUAGCAUAGUGAUGAGCUUUGUGGGCACUAUGGUGUUGAAUGCUGAGCUGUAGUCAAUGAACAGCAUUCUCACAUAGGUGUUCCUUUUGUCCAGGUGGGAUAGGGCAGUGUGGAGUGCGAUUCCGUAAUCUGUGGACCUGUUGGGGCGAUAUGCGAAUUGGAGUGGGUCUAGGGUAACCGGGAUGACGCUGUUGAUGUGAGCCAUGACCAGCCUUUCUAAGCACUUCAUGGCUACCGACGUGAGUGCUACGGGGCGGUAAUCAUUUAGGCAGGUUAUCUUCACUUCCUUGGGCAAAGGGACUAUGGUGGUCUGCUUGAAACAUGUACAGUGAGGGAAAAAAGUAUAUAUAGAUCUAAUAUAUCUAAUAUAUAGAUCUAAUAUAGCUUGAAUAUAUAUAUAUAUAUAUAUAUAUAUAUAUAUAUAUAUAUAUAUAUAUAUAUAUAUAUGCAUUCAUACAUACAGUGAGGGAAAAAACUAUUUGAUCCCCUGAUGAUUUUGUACGUUUGCCCACUGACAAAGACAUGAUCAGUCUAUAAUUUUAAUGGUAGGUUUAUUUGAACAGUGAGAGACAGAAUAACAACAAAAAAAUCCAGAAAAAUGCAUGUCAAAAAUGUUAUAAAUUGAUUUGCAUUUUAAUGAGGGAAGUAAGUAACAUGACUUAGUACUUGGUGGCAAAACCCUUGUUGGCAAUCACAGAGGUCAGACGUUUCUUGUAGUUGGCCACCAGGUUUGCACACAUCUCAGGAGGGAUUUUGUCCCACUCCUCUUUGCAGAUCUUCUCCAAGUCAUUAAGGUUUCGAGCCUGACGUUUGGCAACUCGAACCUUCAGCUCCCUCCACAGAUUUUCUAUGGGAUUAAGGUCUGGAGACUGGCUAGGCCACUCCAGGACCUUAAUGUGCUUCUUCUUGAGCCACUCCUUUGUUGCCUUGGCCGUGUGUUUUGGGUCAUUGUCAUGCUGGAAUACCCACCCACGACCCAUUUUCAAUGCCCUGGCUGAGGGAAGGAGGUUCUCACCCAAGAUUUGACGGUACAUGGCCCCGUCCAUCGUCCCUUUGAUGCGGUGAAGUUGUCCUGUCCCCUUAGCAGAAAAACACCCCCAAAGCAUAAUGUUUCCACCUCCAUGUUUGACGGUGGGGAUGGUGUUCUUGGGGUCAUAGGCAGCAUUCAUCCUACUCCAAACACGGCGAGUUGAUGCCAAAGAGCUCGAUUUUGGUCUCAUCUGACCACAACACUUUCACCCAGUUCUCCUCUGAAUCAUUCAGAUGUUAAUUGGCAAACUUCAGACGGGCCUGUAUAUGUGGUUUCUUGAGCAGGGGGACCUUGCGGGCGCUGCAGGAUUUCAGUCCUUCACGGCGUAGUGUGUUACCAAUUGUUUUCUUGGUGACUAUGGUCCCAGCUGCCUUGAGAUCAUUGACAAGAACCUCCCGUGUAGUUCUGGGACGAUUCCUCACCAUUCUCAUGAUCAUUGCAACUCCACGAGGUGAAAUCUUGCAUGGAGCCCCAGGCCGAGGGAGAUUGACAGUUAUUUUGUGUUUCUUCCAUUUGCGAAUAAUCGCACCAACUGUUGUCACCUUCUCACCAAGCUGCUUGGCGAUGGUCUUGUAGCCCAUUCCAGCCUUGUGUAGGUCUACAAUCUUGUCCCUGACAUCCUUGGAGAGCUCUUUGGUCUUGGCCAUGGUGGAGAGUUUGGAAUCUGAUUGAUUGAUUGCUUCUGUGGACAGGUGUCUUUUAUACAGGUAACAAGCUGAGAUUAGGAGCACUCCCUUUAAGAGUGUGCUCCUAAUCUCAGCUCGUUACCUGUAUACAAGAAAUAUUUCUGAUUGAGAGUGGGUCAAAUACUUAUUUCCCUCAUUAAAAUGCAAAUCAAUUUAUAACAUUUUUGACAUGCGUCUUUCUGGAUUUUUUUGUUGUUAUUCUGUCUCUCACUGUUCAAAUAAACCUACCAUUAAAAUUAUAGACUGACCAUUUCUUUGUCAGUGGGCAAACAUACAAAAUCAGCAGGGGAUCAAAAACGUUUUCCCCUCACUGUGUAUAUAUAUAUAUAUAUAAAAUAUUUGCCCCUGGUGGGAUAUGCAAUGAAAUCAAUUUGUAUUUUUCAUCAUGUAAGGCAUAAUUCAACAUUAGAAAGCAGCAUUCUUGGUCCAUAUUCUUAUUUAUCAGGAUGCCUACACCUCUGCUUGCACACCUGGAUUGUACUUGAAAAUCUAUGGCAAGACUUGAAAAUGGCAGUCUAGCAAUGAUCAACAACCAACUUGACAGAGCUUGAAGACUUUAAAAAAGAAUAAUUGCACAAAACAGGUGUGCAAAGCUCUUAUGAGACUUACCCAAAAAGACUCACAGCUGUAAUCACUGCCAAAGGUGUUUCUAACUCAGGGGGGUGAAUACUUAACUAAUCAAAGUAUAUUAGUGUUUUAUUUUUCAUUAAUCUAAAAAGAAUGUUAGAAUUGUUCUUCCACUUUGACAUUAGAGUUUUGUGUAGAUCGUUGACAAAAAAUUUACAAAUCAAUUUUAAUCCCACUUUGUAACACAAUAACAUUUGAAGAAAUCCAAGUUACGAUAAACUGGUCUUGGGCAUCACUGUAUGAAGCCUAGUGUACUUAUCACUUUUUCCAGCUUCGUCCUCUCCUCAGGGCAUUGGGCUCUCUUUCAACUGGAAAGGUUUCUUGCAGCCUGUUAAGAUGGAAUUGACAUUGGCACUUGUGAAUUCCAUCUUUUGUGUUCCUUUCCAUACCCACAGCACUGCCGGGAAGCAAUCCAAUUACGAUCUUGUCUCAUCGCUGCAACUCCCCAAUGGGCUCGGGAGAGGCGAAGGUCAAGUCAUGCGUCCUCCGAAACAUGACCCUCCAAAACGCGCUUCUUAACACCCGCCCACUUAACCCGGAAGCCAGCCGCACCAAUGUGUCGGAGGAAACACCGGUCAACUGUCGACCGAAGUCAGCCUGCAGGCGCCCGGCCCGCCACAAGGAGCCGCUAGAGAGCGAUGAGCCAAGUAAUGCCCCACCGGCCAAACCCUCACGACACUGGGCCAAUUGUGCGCCGCCCUAUGGGACUCCCGGUCACGGCCGGUUGUGACACAGCCUGGGAUUGAACAGGAUUUCAGUCCUUCACGGCCUAGUGUGUUACCAAUUGUUUUCUUGGUGACUAUGGUCCCAUCUGCCUUGAGAUCAUUGACAAGAUCCUCCCGUGUAGUUCUGGGCUGAUUCCUCACCGUUCUCAUGAUCAUUGCAACUCCACGAGGUGAGAUCUUGCAUGGAGCCCCAGGCCGAGGGAGACUGACAGUUAUUUUGUGUUUCUUCCAUUUGCGAAUAAUCGCACCAACUGUUGUCACCUUCUCACCAAGCUGCUUGCCGAUGGUCUUGUAUCCCAUUCCAGCCUUGUGUAGGUCUACAAUCUUGUCCCUGACAUCCUUGGAGAGCUCUUUGGUCUUGGACAUGGUGGAGAGUUUGGAAUCUGAUUGAUUGAUUGCUUCUGUGGACAGGUGUCUUUUAUACAGGUAACAAACUGAGAUUAGGAGCACUCCCUUUAAGAGUGUGCUCCUAAUCUCAGCUCGUUACCUGUAUAAAAGACACCUGGGAGCCAGAAAUCUUUCUGAUUGAGAGGGGGUCAAAUACUUAUUUCCCUCAUUAAAAUGCAAAUCAAUUUAUAACAUUUUUUACAUGCGUUUUUCUGGAUUUCUUUGUUAUUAUUCUGUCUCUCACUGUUCAAAUAAACCUACCAUUAAAAUUAUAGACUGAUCAUGUCUUUGUCAGUGGGCAAACGUACAAAAUCAGCAGGGGAUCAAAUACUUUUUCCCCCUCACUGUAAAUAUUACAGACUCAGUCAGGGAGAGGUUGAUAAUGUCAGUAAAGACACUUGCCAGUUGGUCCGCGCAUGCUUUGAGUACACAUCCUGGUAAUCCGUCUGGCCCCGCAGCUUUGUGAAUGUUGACCUGUUUAAAGGUCUUGCUCACAUCGGCUACCGAGAGCGUUUUCACACAGUCGUCCGGAACAGCUGGUGUUUUCAUGCAUGCUUCAGUGUUGCUUGCCUCGAAGCGAGCAUAAAAGGCAUUUAGCUCAUCUGGUAGGCUCGCGUCACUGGACAGCUCGCGGCUGGGUUUCCCUUUGUAGUCCGUAAUAGUUUUCAAGCCCUGCCACAUCCGACGAGCAUCAGAGCCGGUGUAGUAGGAUUCAAUCUUAAUCCUGUAUUGACGCUUUGCCUGUUUGAUGGUUUAUCUGAGGGCAUAGUGGGAUUUCUUAUAAGCAUCCGGAUUAAUGUCCUGCUCCUUGAAAGCGGCAGCUCUAGCCUUUAGCUCGAUGCGGAUGUUGCCUGUAAUCCAUCGCUUCUGGUUGGGAUAUGUACGUACGGUCACUGUGGGGACAACGUCGUCGAUGCACUUAUUGAUGAAGCCGAUGACUGAGGUGGUAUACUCCUCAAUGCCGUUGGAUGACUCCCGGAACAUGUGCUAGCAAAACAGUCCUGUAGCGUAGCAUUCGCGUCAUCUGACCACUUCCGUAUUGAGCGAUUCACUGGUACUUCCUGCUUUAGUUUUUGCUUGUAAGCAGGAAUCAGGAGGAUAGAAUUAUGGUCAGAUUUGCCAAAUGGAGGGCGAGGGAGAGCUUUGCAUACGUCUCUGUGUGUGGAGUAAAGGUGGUCUACAGUUUUGUUUGUGACAUGCUGGUAGAAAUGAGGUAAAACGAUUUGUUUGUCUGCAUUAAAGUCCCCGGCCACUAGGCUCGCCGCUUCUGGAUGAGCAUUUUCUUGUUUGCUUAUGGCCUUAUACAGCUUGUUGAGUGCGGUCUUAGUGCCAGCAUCGGUUUGUGGUGGUAAAUAGACGCCUACGAAUAAUAUAGAUGAGAACUCUCUUGGUGGAUAGUGUGGUCUACAGCUUAUCAUAAGGUACUCUACCUCAGGCGAGCAAUACCUCGAGACUUCUUUAAUAUUAGACAUUCCGCACCAGCUGUUAUUGACAAAUUGACACACCCCCCCGCCCCUCGUCUUACCAGACGUAGCUUCUCUGUCCUGCCGAUGCAUGGAAAAUCCCGCUACACCCGCUAUAACAUCUGCUAAACACGUGUAUGUGACAAAUAACAUUUUAUUCUGAUGCCAUAGUCAGGAUUUGGCGUAAGCAGCAUGAGUCCAUUGCCCCAUCCUGCCUGGUGUCAACGGUACAGGCUGGUGGCGGUGGUGUAAUGGUGUGGGGAAUGUUUUCCUGGCAAACGUUAGGUCCCUUGAUACCAAUUGAGCAACGCUUUAACACCACAACAUAUCUGGACAUUGUUGCUGAUCAGAUGCAUCCCUUCAUGGCUACAGGGGGGUCCGACCCGGUACUAGAUGGAUGUACCUAAUAAACUGGCUGUACGUCACAAUGGCUAACUGAACUUUAACACCUUCUCACAAAGAAAGUUGUUGAUCUGCUCGCCACAAGUCUUUAGUGUCACACUCCUAUUGGAAACAACACUAGAGCUUACAUUAACAUAAAACACGGGUGACCCACUAGUUUGGGGGUAAGUCUCAGUGGAAAAGCAACAAUAGAUGUCAUUGGAAAAGGCACCAAACUUUACAUACAGUGGGGAGAACAAGUAUUUGAUACACUGCCGAUUUUGCAGGUUUUCCUACUUACAAAGCAUGUAGAGGUCUGUAAUUUUUAUUAUAGGUACACUUCAACUGUGAGAGACGGAAUCUAAAACAAAAAUCCAGAAAAUCACAUCGUAUGAUUUUUUGCAUUUUAUUGCAUGACAUAAGUAUUUGAUCACCUACCAACCAGUAAGAAUUCCGGCUCUCACAGACCUGUUAGUUUUUCUUUAAAAAGCCCUCCUGUUCUCCACUCAUUACCUGUAUUAACUGCACCUGUUUGAACUUGUUACCUGUAUAAAAGAUACCUGUCCACACACUCAAUCAAACAAACAGACUCCAACCUCUCUACAAUGGCCAAGACCAGAGAGCUGCGUAAGGACAUCAGGGAUAAAAUUGUAGACCUGCACAAGGCUGGGAUGGGCUACAGGACAAUAGGCAAGCAGCUUGGUGAGAAGGCAACAACUGUUGGCGCAAUUAUUAGAAAAUGGAAGUAGUUCAAGAUGACGGUCAAUCACCCUCGGUCUGGGGCUCCAUGCAAGAUCUCACCCCGUGGGGCAUCAAUGAUCAUGAGGAAGGUGAGGGAUCAGCCCAGAACUACAUGGCAGGACCUGGUCAAUGACCUGAAGAGAGCUGGGACCACAGUCUCAAAGAAAACCAUUAGUAACACACCACGCCGUCAUGGAUUAAAAUCCUGCAGCGCACGCAAGGUCCCCCUGCUCAAGCCAGCGCAUGUCCAGGCCCGUCUGAAGUUUGCCAAUGACCAUCUGGAUGAUCCAGAGGAGGAAUGGGAGAAGGUCAUGUGGUCUGAUAAGACAAAAAUAUAGCUUUUUGGUCUAAACUCCACUCGCCGUGUUUGGAGUAAGAAGAAGGAUGAGUACAACCCCAAGAACACCAUCCCAACCGUGAAGCAUGGAGGUGGAAACAUCAUUCUCUGGGGAUGCUUUUCUGCAAAGGGGACAGGACGACUGCACCGUAUUGAGGGGAGGAUGGAUGGGGCCAUGUAUCGCGAGAUCUUGGCCAACAACCUCCUUCCCUCAGUAAGAGCAUUGAAGAUGUCGUGGCUGGAUCUUCCAGCAUGACAACAACCCGAAACACACAGCCAGGGCAACUAAGGAGUGGCUCCGUAAGAAGCAUCUCAAGGUCCUGGAGUGGCCUAGCCAGUCUCCAGACCUGAACCCAAUAGAAAAUAUUUGGAGGGAGCUGAAAGUCCGUAUUGCCCAGCGAUAGCCCCGAAACCUGAAGGAUCUGGAGAAGGUCUGUAUGGAGGAGUGGGCCAAAAUCCCUGCUGCAGUGUGUGCAAACCUGGUCAAGACCUACAGGAAACGUAUGAUCUCUGUUAUUGCAAACAAAGGUUUCUGUACCAAAUAUUAAGUUCUGCUUUUCUGAUGUAUCAAAUACUUAUGUCAUGCCAUAAAAUGCAAAUUAAUUACUUUAAAAAUCAUACAAUGUGAUUUUCUGGAUUUUUGUUUUAGAUUCCGUCUCUCACAGUUGAAGUGUACCUAUGAUAAAAAUUACAGACCUCUACAUGCUUUGUAAGUAGGAAAACCUGCAAAAUCGGCAGUAUAUCAAAUACUUGUUCUCCCCACUGUAUAUGGAGAAAGAAGUGAUCCUUUUCUGACCCAAAUAAUGCCAUAAUGCACAUGACAUGGAAGGUCUCAAGUCCACACUCCCUUUGACUCUCAGGUCUUUGGGGGAUUGUGAAUAACGCGGGAGUCCUGGGCUUUGUGGCAGAUGGAGAGAUUCUGCCUGUGAGAGUAUACAGGGAAUGCUUGGCAGUGAACUUCCUUGCUGCAGUAGAGGUCUCUCAGGUGUUUCUUCCAAUGCUCCGACACUCCAGAGGCAGGCUAGUCAACGUCUGCAGUAUGGCAGGUAACAUAUGUGGACUGUUUAUUGGUUAUUGUCAAAACAAAGGGUUAGGGUUAACCUUGAGCAGUCACUCACAAGUUAUACUGGCUACGGAAACAGGAUUACAACUAUCCCACUUAUGACACCAAUGCAAUUUCAAAGCAAGUAUAGCUGGCCAAGCAAUUUCCAAGCAUGUAAAGUUGGCCAAUAACCUCCACUACUACUCAGACAGCCUUAUAAGGUGAGGAAACUGUAAAUAUAACGAAUCUUGUACCUGUAGCCAGUUUGACAUGCGACUCUGUGCUCAACGUUAACCCUAACCCUUUCCUGUUGACGAUAAACCAAAAAAUCUGUUUGUGCAGGUGAUGUGCCCGUCCCUGGGUUUGUGGCCUAUGGAGCAUCCAAAGCAGCCCUGAACACCUUCUCUGGAGUGAUGAGACUAGAGUUGGCCAGAUGGGGUGUCAACGUAUCCACAAUUCAACCUGCAGGCUUCAGGACAAGUAUGUAUAAUAAAUAAUGACAAAAUGUUAUGAGUUGAAAAUGUAAAUGCUAUGACCUGAGACAGCGGAGAACUUCAGCCUCACUCUCCAGCGCUCUUAGUUGUUGCGGAAAUGUACCCAGUACUGCUGUUUACUUUGUGCAUCGCUGAGUCUACUGUACCUUUAAAUAAACAUUGUUUUCCCCGUUUUGAUUUGCCUAAUCAACGGACUUGUCUAUCAUUUGGUUGAAAACGCAGAUAUCUUCGGUAGCAGUGAUGACUGGAGCCGCUACCAAGAGGAGAUCUUCACCUCUCUAUCCCAGGAUGUCCGGAAGGACUACGGCGAGGCCUACAUCUCCUCUCUCCAGACCCGCUUUUCCAAGAUGGCCGACAUGUCCUCAGAGGACCUGCAUCCCGUGCUAGAUGACAUGUGCCACGCCCUGAUGUCAGUGGCCCCCAGAUCCGUCUACACCCCUGGCCAGUCUGCGUGGCUCAUCCCCUGCCUCCACCGCCUCUGCCCCACACAGUUCUAUGACAUCAUUAUUACAAGUCUGUUUCAGUUCAAUAGUAGUCUGCCAGCUGGGCUCCAGGCAGGAGGCUCAGUGGGUUCGAAGACUUGAUAAAAUGCGAGAUAACUGAUGUGAUGUCGGGCUAUUCUUUCCCAAGGUUCUUUAUGGGAAUGCUUCCAUAGAUUAGUAUCUCUCCAUCUUCCCUCAUGCUUGGUUGGCAGGCUUUGUAUCAACACAGCACUUUGACAGCUUCAUAAUCAAGGCUAUUGAAAACCCUUACUUGUUAUUGUUUGAAUGAAGUAAUUUUUUUGUCCAUUUCUCACAGAAAACAAGACAAACCGCCACAUUGGGUUAUAGUUUUAAUGAAACUAUACCCUUGUCCAUGGUACAAGAAUGUGGGCUUCAUUUCCUGUGUCCAUAACCCUCAAUGCAUCUUGAAGAAAUAUAUUUUUUAAAAGAGGAUAUAUAACAUCCAUUCAACUUUCAAAUAUAUGCCUGUAACAUCUAUGGAAGUUACCUAUGGUUCAUGAAAACACAGCAGUAAAAAAAAAAAAAA